This is a messenger RNA of Humulus lupulus (European hop), 1530 nucleotides long. Its product is annotated as AT-hook motif nuclear-localized protein 23-like. The record is from RefSeq and is a predicted model, not a curated record. NCBI's taxonomy places the organism in Eukaryota, Viridiplantae, Streptophyta, Magnoliopsida, Rosales, Cannabaceae. The transcript is spliced from 3 exons. Gene Ontology annotation, cellular component: nucleus. Bases 1 to 924 code for a protein of 307 amino acids. Gene Ontology annotation, molecular function: DNA-binding transcription factor activity; minor groove of adenine-thymine-rich DNA binding.
AUGACUCUAGAGACAUGCUACCCCGUUCAGGAGGAUGUAAAAACAGAGUUAGCUGAGGAACUAUCCAAAAUAAAGGUGGCAGAAUCAGAAGAUUUCACUAAGCCAGUAAAAUUAGAGAAAGAUGAGCAAGUACCGAACUUCGGACAAUACGGUGUUCAAACGUUUCCCAUGCAAGCUCUCACAAAAUGUGAUGAAGAAGAUGAGGGUUUGGAGAAAACAACUGCUUCAAAAGAACCAGGCAUUGUUGACAUAGACUCAGAUGUAAAGGAUCCUCAAACUUGUAGCUUUUGUAUUAGUUUUCCAUUUCAUGUCAACCGUCAACCACAACAGUCACUCAACAUCGAUGACAACGACGAUGACGACGACAACAACAACUUUGAACCCCACUCAGGUGGGGGCUUUGAUCUCAUCUCGGGUCAUCAUCAAAACUCUGGUGAUAUGGCCUCACGCUGCCCCAGAGGCCGACCACCUAGCUCGAUGAACAAGCCAAAGUCAUCGAUGAUCAUCACACGAGAGAGCGCAAACACUCUCCGGGCCCACAUCUUGGAGGUCGGAAGCUGCUGCAACGUCUUUGACUUUGUCGCCACCUAUGCCCGGAAGCGGCAGCGUGGGAUUUGUGUCCUUAGCGGAAGCGGCACCGUCACCAACAUCACGUUUCGGCAGCUCGCCGCAGCCGGAGUCGUGGUGACCCUCCACGAAAGGUUCGAGAUAAUUUCCCUUUCAGGAUCGUUCUUGCCCUCGCCUGCGCCACCGGGCGCCACCAACCUCACUGUAUUUUUGGCCGGUGGACAAGGUCAGGUGGUUGGUGGGAAUGUUGUUGGAGCCUUAAUUGCAGCCGAUCCGACCAUUGUGAUAGCUUCCUCUUUCACGAACGUGACAUAUGACUCAUUUUUUGUUACAUUUUACUCAUUUCAUGUUACGUAAUAUAUCAUUUUAAUUACAUAGCUGCAGAUAAAAAUUUACGUAGCUAAUAUUGUAAAUAAGUUUCAACUUCAUACUAAAAUGACCAUACAACCCCAACUCAUUAUUUUUUGGGACUGACAUUUACAGUUAUAUCCCUUACUUUUCACAGUCAGACCAGCACAAUUUUUCACAUUCGGUUUACAUAACCGAUUCAACAGGUAUAAAGUUUAAAAAAGAAAAACAUCAAAAUUGUUCAUAGCAUGACACUUGACAAAAAGUUUUGGGUCCCACUUGUUGGACUAAGUCCCGUGAGGGACUAAAGAAUUUCCCUACUUUUUAUACCCACAUCACCAAUAACUUUCUAACCGGUUCACACAACCGGCGAUUGCAAGUCAAACGCAAAUGUGAAAAAGAGAUAAACUCCUAUAAAAAUUUGACACUUGACAAAAAAAUGGGCCCCAAACUAAAGGACUCAAUUAUAUGAGGGACUAAAGAAUUCGCCUAUUUAAUAUAAAUAUAUAUAUAUAUUUGUAUAAGUUAGAUUAAAUAAUAAAAUUAAUAAAAAAAGUAACGUAUUUUUUUAAAAUAUAUAUAAAUAUUAAAAAAUUGAAUUAUGUAUUAAAUAUU